AUGUCUCAAAAAUCUGAGUCGUCUACCUCCGAGGAGUCGCUUGGUCAACGUAGUGUCGCGACAUCUGUGAUAAGGGACACAGGGACGAAGGUACAACUUAUGUUCAAAGCGCAUGGUCUCAAAAAACGAAAAAGCCUGCUGAACUCAAUCGUGACUGUUUUUAAAAAGCCUCACUCUCCUUCUCGCCUUCUAUCGAAUGGAAAAUUCACUAAAUUUGACCUUAAAGCACACUCAAUCUCCUUCAUUCUGGAAGUGCAAACGGAUAAAAAACGAAAAAAGGGCAACAGCAACCGUGUCGACACAUUUGUUUGUGAAAUCAAACAAUUUCCAACGGGAGUGAAUCCGGACAGCGCUGAAUUUGAGGUACUGGAACCGGCCAGCGGAGAAUGUUUCAUCCUGUUAUCGCUUGUCAAAGUGGACAACUUGGCCGUGAAUUGGAAGGAAUUCCUUGAAAGCAACGGGACCCUUGACGUUACAUGCAUUUAA
Messenger RNA from Necator americanus (New World hookworm), 486 nucleotides. RefSeq lists its product as uncharacterized. The transcript is spliced from 5 exons. Bases 1 to 486 code for a protein of 161 amino acids. The record is from RefSeq and is a predicted model, not a curated record. Lineage: Eukaryota; Metazoa; Nematoda; Chromadorea; Rhabditida; Ancylostomatidae.